UCUGUGUCCCUCGGACACAGCGGAUCACCGAUCCACGGAAAGAGCCGAAGAUGUCGGCUCGGUCAUGUGAUCAGCUGUGUCCAAUCACAGCUGAUCACAUGGGACAUGUACACUUAUCAUCAGAACACUGAUGAUCAGUGUGCCCUGAUGAUCAGUGUAGCCCCAGCAGUGCCACCUGUCAGUGUCCAUCAGUGCCAGCUGUCAGUGCUCACCAGUGCCACGUGCCAGUGCCCAUCAGUGCCACAUCAAUGCCACAUAUCAGUGCCUACCAGUGCACAUCAAUGCCACAUAUCAGUGCCCAUCUGAGCUGCCUUUCAGUGACACCCAUCAGUGCCAGUCAGUGCCACCUAUCAAUGCCAAUCAGUGCCACAUAUCAGUGCUACCAAUCAGUGCCAGUCAGUGCCGCCUAUCAGUGCCAGUCAGUGCCACCUAUCAGUGUCAGUCAGUG
Molecule: messenger RNA, 448 nt
Organism: Staurois parvus
Lineage: Eukaryota; Metazoa; Chordata; Amphibia; Anura; Ranidae
Source: the annotation of a GenBank genome assembly